AUGAAUAGAUUUAAGUUGGACCUCUGGGGAACCAAAGUGGACCUCAAGCUUCUAGGCGACAUUUUCUUCCUCACGGGCGCCGGGCUCUCGAUGUAUUACAUGGUGCGCCAUCUUUUGAACGAAGGUGCCGACAGUUCUGUGCGGACAAAGGAAAGCAAGAAAAACAGUAGCAGUGUGUUGAAACGGAUCCAGUCACAUGACCCAAGGUUGAAGACUGUGCUGUUGAACGAGUACGAGAAGCUGCUUCUCAACUGCCUUGUUCUCCCCGAGGAUUUGUCUGUGUCGUUCAACGACAUUGGCGGCAUGCAAAAUAUCAUCGAUGACCUCCACGAAGCAGUCAUCUUGCCACUCACCGAACCGGAGCUUUUCUCUGCACAUCUGACGCUUAUCCAGUCGCCUAAAGGCGUGCUAUUCUAUGGCCCCCCAGGGUGCGGCAAGACCAUGAUGGCAAAGGCGAUCGCCAAGGAAAGCGGGGCAUUUUUCUUGCUGAUCCGUAUGCUGACCAUCAUGGACAAGUGGUACGGCGAGUCCAACAAAAUCGUCGAUGCUAUUUUCUCGUUGGCCAACAAGUUGCAACCUUGCAUCAUCUUCAUCGACGAGAUCGACUCCUUUUUGCGCGACCGGUCCUCCUCUGACCACGAGGUCAGCUCGAUGUUGAAAGCCGAGUUCAUGACACUAUGGGAUGGGCUUGUUUCUAACGGCAGAAUCAUGGUGAUGGGCGCCACCAAUCGCCAGGGAGAUAUCGAUCUGGCGUUCAUGAGAAGAUUGCCGAAACGGUUCGCCAUCGGGAAGCCCGAUGCGGGUCAAAGAAAACUCAUUCUUGAAAAAAUCUUGAGUGACGCAAAACUCGAUGCUGAUGAUUUUGACUUGAACACCGUGGUGGUCAAUACCGAGGGGUUCAGUGGCUCGGAGUUGAGAGAAUUAUGCAGAGAAGCCGCGUUGAAGUCGAUGAAGGAAUACAUCAGGAAUAACUACAAAAACGGCAAAAAACUCAGUGAGGAUUCCUGUGAGGGCACAGUUCGCCCUCUCAAGACGAGAGACUUUUUGAAUGACUCAGCUUUCAUUUCCACGCCAUUGGUGGACUAG
This is a messenger RNA of Metschnikowia bicuspidata var. bicuspidata NRRL YB-4993, 1086 nucleotides long. RefSeq lists its product as uncharacterized. The record is from RefSeq and is a predicted model, not a curated record. NCBI's taxonomy places the organism in Eukaryota, Fungi, Ascomycota, Pichiomycetes, Serinales, Metschnikowiaceae. Bases 1 to 1086 code for a protein of 361 amino acids. Gene Ontology annotation, molecular function: ATP binding; ATP hydrolysis activity. Gene Ontology annotation, cellular component: mitochondrial outer membrane. The transcript has a single exon.